Molecule: messenger RNA, 564 nt
Organism: Dictyostelium purpureum
Lineage: Eukaryota; Evosea; Eumycetozoa; Dictyosteliales; Dictyosteliaceae
Exons: 3
Coding region: 1-564 (187 amino acids)
Source: RefSeq, a predicted model, not a curated record
AUGUUCAGUAAAUCAAUCUUACUCUCAUUAGUUGCUGCUUAUUUAGCCCUUGUUGGUGGAGCUGAAAGUGCCACUAAUUAUUUAUCAUGUUCACAAAUGCAAGCUCUCGCUGCUCAAUAUUUCCCAGCUCAAUAUCAAACCGAUAUGAUUUGUAUUGCUCAAAAAGAAUCAUCAUGGAAUGCUGAUGCUACCAACCCAAGUUCAAGUGCUACUGGUUUAUGGCAAUGUCUUGCUAAAACUCACUGUGGAGAACUCUGCAAAUGUUCAGGUGCUGCUGAUUUAAUGAACCCAGAAGUUAAUGCUGCUUGUGCUGCUGCUAUCUUAAAAGCUCAAGGUCUCAAUGCUUGGACUACAUGGUCAUCAGGUAAAUGUAACGGUUGGAACUCUUGCAUGGCCAGCCCAACUUCAUCCUCAUCAACUUCAUCAUCCUCAACAACUUCAUCAACUUCAGGUUCAGGCUCAGGUUCAGGCUCAGAUUCAGGUUCAGGUUCAGGUUCAUCAUCCAGUGGUUCAAGUGGUUCAGGCAGUGGUUCAGGUUCAGGUUCAGGUUCAACCCAAUUUUAA